UUGAAUUAGAAACAAGAAGAACAUAAGUUAACCACCGUGGAGUAAAGUCUCUCUGAGAGGAUGAACCACAUUAAUCUCGUGUCUUAGUUAGUGUUUAUGCUUCCUUUUCGUGUUGGCUUAACAUGGAAGCAGAGCCUGGCGGGGUUCUUCAUGUUUGAUCGUGUUGGUAUCUUGGCGUCGUUCUCAUCACUACUCGUGCUCUUCAGGUUCGCUUUUCUUUGAAAUUUCAGCUUGCUCACAAGUUGAUUUUUCUCUCGGUAGCUUAGUAUGGUUGGCUUCCUUGCGUUAGCCCUUAUCUAUUUUGGGACGUGCGUUGGUAUUGUGGGUUUAUUCGUGUCGCUGCUGUUGUCUUGGGGUUUCUCUGUUGGUGUGUAUUUCUUGCUCUUGUUAUUUCUUCUUACCAUGGAUCACGCCAAGGAUUAUGUAUCAACUCAUUUGAAUGGCAAGAAUUUCCCUCUCUGGAAAUUUCAAUUCGGGUGUUUAUCGAGGGCAAGCGGUUGUUUUCUUUUCUUGAUGGAUCUGCUGCCAAAUCUUCGAAAUCUGCUACUGCAAAUGAGCAAGCUGAUUGGGCUGCUUCCAAUGCGCAAGUCACGUACUGGUUACUUGCUGCGGUUGAACCAAAUAUUGCUCUUAGCCUCCGUUCUUACUCCACAGCUCAUGAGAUAUGGUAUUACCUUUGUUCUCUUCACUCUCAACAAUGUGUCUCCCGUCAAUUCGAGAUCUUCCAACCUCGUGCUUUACUAUGCCAAUGAGAUAAGGAUAUUCGGACCUACUAUCAGGAUGUGCUGCAUCUAUGGACCGAAGAAGAUAUGUUGUCUAUUGAUCUCAACAGAGGUGUUACGACUUCUGCUAUGGUGGCUGAACGUCACCGUCUUCGUCUAAUGCACUUCCUUAUGAAGCUCCACUCCGAUUUCGAGCCUAUUCGAGCCUCUCUUCUGCAUCGUAAUGUUACUAGUAUGGAUGACGUGUUGGCUGAACUGUUACGUGAAGAAACACAUCUGUGAAGUCAAGCUCGGCUUGAUCGGUCUUCCUCUACUCCUAAGACUGCUUUUGCUGUCAGUCGAUCUGGUAAGCCGCAGUUUCAGAAACCUGUUCCACCCAUGUUGAGUGUCAUUACUGCAGGGAGAAGGGUCAUGUUAUAUUACAUUGCAAGCACCGGAAUUACUGCAAUUAUUGUAAGACUUCCGGUCAUAUCGUAUUGGAUUGUCAUUCGCUAGCGAGAUGGGGCAAGGUUGGUGGUAUUCGUCCCUCUCCUACUGUCCCGUCUUAUGGUGUCCAACCUUCUUCUAGUCCUGAAGUCCAUAGUUCCUCCACAAUAGCUGCGUACCAUGCCUCUGCUCCACCUCUUAUUGGCUCCUCAGGUCUUAUUCGCUCGCCACCCUCCUCAUCGACUGCUUCUUCUUUGACUCUGGAUUCGUUAGAACAGCUUAUUCUAGCCACACUGCAGAAGGUUCUUCCUAGUGCACUUCAUUCGGGUUCUCUGUGAACAAUGCCUCAGGUAAUUUGGCUUCUUGGUAUUUAGAUUAUGAAGCCUAUAAUCACAUGUCUAAUUUGCGUGAUCGGUUUCUCCAUCUCUGAGCACUUCCUCCAAUUGACUUACAGGUGGUGAAUGGAGCUCGCCUUCCUGUUAGUGCUAUUGGUACCAUACAACGACCAAAUUUUACUUUGUAGGAUAUGCUCUAUGUUCUGUGAUUAGUUCCUAACUUUGUUUCCGUUAGUUAGCUAGGUGAUCUUGAUUGCCGUAUUAUUUUUUAUGCAGGUGGCUUUCUGGUGCAGGAUCGGAGCACAAGGAAGAAAAUGGGUAGUGGGCGCAAGUGUGGAUGGAUGUUUAUCCUAGAUCCUUAGAGUAGCUGUGGAAGCCUGGACUGGAUGGGGAUCGUGGGACAUCUGUUGAUGUUGGACCUCUUCUGAAUUCUCUUUUGAAUGCACCUGGUUUGGCUUUGGAUGUUUAUUAUGUUACCCCUUUGGAUUGGCAAUUGUGGCAUUGCCAUUUGGGUCAUCCCAAUACGGCUCGUUUACAUACUAUGUUUCAAAAUAAAUUGCUACAUGACAG
Linum trigynum is the source of this 2053-nucleotide messenger RNA. NCBI's taxonomy places the organism in Eukaryota, Viridiplantae, Streptophyta, Magnoliopsida, Malpighiales, Linaceae. The record is from the annotation of a GenBank genome assembly.